UUGCAGGAUGCUAACGACUGCUUGCUGAGAAGUCAGUUUUUUUCUCGGGCUUCCAGCCCGAAAGCGCUCGUCUGUCCAGCGUGUUUGCCAACGCGAUGCAGCAACCCGCCGCCGAUGGCAUACUUUCUCGUUGAUAGCCCCUUGUUUUUGGCCGCCAGUCACAACAAAGCCUCCAUUGGACGUGCUGUUGAAGACGUCCACCAGGACGUGAUGUCGACCGCCGACUGGAUAUCGCUGUACAAGAACGAGCGUUUGUUGAGUUUGGUCGACGCCUCGUACAUGAUUGAUUCAGCUGAAAAAUCUAAGCUGCGUUUCUAUGCCUUACAGAGCCUACGUUUACGGCAGCAGGAAGCUGGAAGUCAGCGGCAAGAAUCUUUGUCUAGCGGCCAGGAUAUGGCCUCGUUAGAGAAAAGCUUGAUCCUUGGAUCAGAGAUUUUCGAUAACGACUUUGUCGUAAGAAGCCGACGGUUGAUCGCUGAUAAUCCUAUUCCUGAAGUCGUCCCAGAACCGCCAAUGCACAUGGUGUUGUCGGCCAUAUCGUCCACGCGACUUCCGUUGUCCUCUGAGGACUGCGUCCGUUGGCUGAAGAAGGUGAACAUCGAGCAGGCGACGUCUACCUGGCUUUCCAUCUCUGCUAAAGGAAUCAAUAUUCGAGAUUAUAUAAAUUUUGACGUGUCUGAGCCAAAGACUGUUCAAGAGCCCGUCUGUGAGCUCGACUCUUACGGCUUUAUGUGGACGAUGGAUCAUUUGCAAGGUUACGUCAUGCGUGAUGAUAACUCAUUGUACAAGGCUGAACGGGGUCUUUUGCAGCUUUUUCAAAACUUCAGCGGCAAAUUCGAUGAUUCAGUGGACGGAAUCGCGAGCAAAAUAUCUCUGGCUAUGGAGGCAUCGAAAAACGAUUACAAUAAGACGUGGAUUCUGGCAACGGCGGCUGCCCUGUAUUGGCGCGUGGUAGGAAAUUCGUCGAUGGCCAUUCAGUGUUUGCGCCAUUCCAUACUCCAUGCACCAUAUAACAUGAAGGUGACGUCUCAGUGUCGUUUGGAUCUGGGUCUGAUCAGUUUGGCAAACGUCUACCAUCAGAACGGCUGGCUGCAUUCAGCGUUGAUUGCGGCAGGCGCCGCCAUGCGAAUUUCACCAAAAUUUGUUGUCGUUCAUUUCACACUUGCUAAUAUCUACGCAGCCCUGGUCAGCAUUCAAAUUGAGACUCGCCUUGGUAAUUUCGACCGGGCAGUGGGUUUCUAUUUUUCGACUCUGGAGCUCCAAGGCAGCUUUGAACCGGCAAAGGAACGCAUUCGCGCAUUGUUUUGUACAGUGGGAAGCGAGGCCGCUAGUUGA
Messenger RNA from Soboliphyme baturini, 1335 nucleotides. Lineage: Eukaryota; Metazoa; Nematoda; Enoplea; Dioctophymatida; Soboliphymatidae. The record is from the annotation of a GenBank genome assembly.